AUGCCGGAUAUUGAGACGGAGAGCGGGGCGGUAACGGAACCUGCUGCGGCAGCGGCGCGGGAUGUGGCGGAAGCGGAGAAUAAGAAUGCUGAAGGGGCCUUGGGGAAGCAAGAGGGGCUUGCGGCAAGCGGUAUCGCAGCGGAAGGGGGCGCGGGGGAUAUGGCGGAAGAGGGGGACGCGGAUGUUCAAGCGGGGGAGGAUGCGGGAGUAGCGGAGAGCGAGGACGCGGGGAUUGCGGAGAAUGCGGAGGCGGGGAACGCGGAGAAUGCCGAGGCGGGGAAUGCGGAGGCGGAGAAUGCGGAGAACGAGGGUAAGAGUGAGGAGGUGGACGAGAAUGGCGGGGGACAGAGCGAAGGGCGAGGGAAUCCGGAAAAUGGGACCGCCAGGUUACCCCCCCUCUCCUCAGGGCCAGGCGGAGAGGCCAUUGCUCGCGAGGCCGCCAGAUUCACCCCCCUGAACGGUUUCCUGCAGGGUCUGAAGGAGUGGCAGCGGCAGCAAGAGCAGGGGGGAGGGGAGGGGAGCAACAGGGGGGAAAAGGCGGAUGGAAAGGGGGAGGCCACUGGAGGGCGGUUGAGAGGUGUAUCUGGAGAGGAGGGUGUAUCUGGAGAGGAGGGUGUAUCUGCAGGGGAGGGUGUUUCAGCUACAGCCCUGUUUGCCCGUGUGGUGCAAGCAGACACACGGACCUGGCGCAAGCACCCACAUGCGUUAAACGCCACCCCUUGCCCUUUUCCCCCAUCCCCCCUCCCCCAUCCCCCCUCAUUCAUCCCCCAGUCGGCCAUAGCGCAGGCCAGCACCACCGCGCUCACCAUUCCGUGUUGUGCAAGCACCCCCAUCAUUCCCCACUCCUCCCACAACCCCCCUCCUCCUCUCCCUUCCCUUCCUCUGCAGGCCAUAGCGCAGGACAGAACCACCACGCUCAUCAUUCGAGACGCGCAGGACAGCACCACCGCGCUCAUCAUUCGAGACGGUCACUACGGCUUUGACCCGUGCCGAGGGGAGCGCUGCAACUGGCAAAAUAUGUCAACUCAAAAAGGUGAGUGUUGCAACCGGCCCAACUCGAUGAGUGCCCUCCUCUCCUCCCUACCCUCCUACCUCCUCCCUCUCCUCCCUCUCCCCCACCUCCUCCCUCUCCACCCAUGCCGAGUCGACUACAUCACGGCGAACGAGUCGGCCAUUCUCUUUCGUCCGGAGCUGAGGGGCCUGGCAGCCAACAUGUCUCAAUCCAUGAAUGCGGGGGACUAUGAUGCCGUGAGAGUGCGGAGGGGAGACAAGCUCAACACUGACAUGUGGCCGCAUGUGGCAAACGAUACGAGCCCUCCUGCCCUUUUGGAGAAGCUCCCCCGGUUCGUUGCACCGGGACGCACGCUGUACAUCGCGACGAAUGAGAAAACGCCCGGGUUCUUCGACCCGUUGAAGGUGGUCUUUGAGAUUCGGCAAUUUCGGGACUUCGACCACCUCUGGGCGCCUGGGACUCCCUGGUUUGAUGGAUACGCGCGAAUCCUGGGUCCGGAUCCCAAGCUCGACCCCUAUAUGGAGGCCAUAGUGGAGUACAAGGCCAUUGUGGAGUACAAGGUUCUGUUUGCCGCGAAAACAAAAGUUUUCACGUUCAACAACCUGACGAACGAUGCAGAGGAUGGAAUAAGGCCUUCGGCCCUGAAAAGGCAUUGA
This is a messenger RNA of Closterium sp. NIES-65, 1668 nucleotides long. Lineage: Eukaryota; Viridiplantae; Streptophyta; Zygnematophyceae; Desmidiales; Closteriaceae. The record is from the annotation of a GenBank genome assembly.